AGAGAGAGAGAGAGGGAGAAAAAGAGAGAGAGAGAGAGAGAGGCAGGCAUUAAAUGACACACACUCCCAGUCCCUCUCACACUCAGUCUGUCUGUGGAUGCUGUAACAACGGGUUCAUUACCAGGAUUCUGGAGUAAAUCCAUUCCCCUCAGCCCAUAUCACACCUGCGUCAUCAGGAGCCUCGCACACAUUCCUCAGCACGCGCUUCUUCCGCUCGGCACCGAGAGCGCAGUUUUCGAAAGCUGUCUGUGGUCAGACAUGGUCCAGCUGCAACUGGGCACACGGUCCGUGUGAGAGAUCACCGUGGAGCGGAGGAUGGAGAGAAGACAACACAACAAACCAGAGAGCAGGGACAUGGACGCGUGUCUGAGACGACUGAAGCAGGAGCUGCAGUCCAUGAAGGAAGCUGGAGAUGGCCUCCACGUGCAGAUGAACUCGAUGAUGGGUGCGCUCCAGGAACUGAAGCUGCUCCGGGUCCAGACAGCUCUGGAAAACCUCGACAUUUCAGGUAAGGCUAUUUGCCGUGUAAUGCCGCCUCCUGCUCCACCAACUGAGACCGCUGCUGUAUCUGCUGGAGCUUCAAUGUCAGAAGAGAUUCACCGGUGCUCCCCAAGUCCAUCAGCGUCUUUGGGGAGCAGAAACACCUUGAACAGCUCGUCACAAGUCAGACACACAGUCAGAAGCUCCUCGGCCUCGGUAUCCAAUCUGAGUGAGACUGAAGGAACCUCAAGAACUCAAGAAGACGAUGUAAACCCUGAGACAUUCCCCAAAAGGUGGUCUGGAUACACAGCCCCUCAGGUGGACUUUUGUGGACCAGUGGUGGGAAAUCCUCCAGCAGAAACCUCCUCCCACCCUCCUGCCUGUGAUCCUCCUCAGGCUCAGGCGGUAGAUCUGCCUGGAAUCCUUUACAGCCUCUCCAGAGAGGGUCCUUCACUAGACGGCGACUACACAGAGGACAGUACAGAUGAUGCCGGCGACUGGACCUCUUCUUUAAUGAGCCGCAGCCGCAACCGCCAGCCCUUAGUCCUGGGGGACAACGUCUUUGCAGACCUGGUGGGUAACUGGUUAGAUCUGCCCGAGGUGGAGCAGGAGGAGAUGGAUGAGGAAGACUCUGGAGCUAAUGGAAGACAAGAGAGGACAGCAGAUAGACCGGGUACCCCGGCCCACCCUCUCCGCCUCAGCCGAUCACAGGAGAUCUGCAAGAAGUUCUCCCUCACCUCCAACAUCUUCAAAAAGUUCCUGCGUAGCGUCAGGCCCGACAGGGACAAGCUCCUGAAGGAGCGGCCGGGCUGGAUGGCUCCGGAGCUGCAGGAGGAAUGCAACCUCUUCAAAAGGCCUAAAAAAGUGGUACCUAAAAGUACAAAAGGCAGCUUCUACCUGCCCUUCUGGGCCGGCGGACAGCAGGGCAAGGGCAGGUCGUGUCCUCGCGUGGACGAGGCAGAGAAGAGGCACCAACGUGUACAACAACAUCCGCACGUGAACCAGCAGCAGUCGUUUCCAGGAAUCUAUUUGGACAGGAGACAGGCAGAGGCUGGUGUGGAGAAAAUGCAGCCUUUGUUUGACUAUAACACAGCUGUGUGGGUCUGACAGCCAGGCUGAGGCCAAGUGACGCACGAGAGACUGAUGGGUGCCGUCUCCCCAACAGGUGUCAGGGCAUUCAAGCUAAGAUGAAUGAAUGAAUGAACGAGUGUCUUCGUUGCUGGUUUCUUCCCAACUACUCAUUACAUGGUUGGGAUUAGGAGACUCUCUGUGUGUGUGUGUGUGUUUUGUACAGAUUGGUGCCCGUUUUGUAUCAACUAUUUUUAUGACUGUUUGCAUGAUCGCUGUUGUAAAGAAGAAACAAAAGGUACAUGAAAAAAACACAUCUUUCUCCGAUCUUCGUCAAAUCCACAAGCGUUUUUUCUUGCCUGUGCUUCAGGACACAUGUCCAUAUCUCACAUUGUUGCAUCUACGAAUAGACACGCCAACUGUUGGAUUCACUCUGAUACUGUUAUUUUAUACUGAGUCAAGCCACGAACAGCUGCUUGUGAACACACUGCCACCGAACACAAACUAUUCUCUUCUCUGUUUGAAAACUUCAGCGUCGGCCGAGUCUCGUUCACCACACUCAGGGAAUUGAUGCUAAAUAGACGAAAAAAACAAACACCACACAUUUAAGACAAUUCAUGUCUCUGAAACACAACGCGUGCUACGUCCAAAGACUGCGAAGUUACUUUUAGAUUUGAGAUUGAGUCUGACGUGAUUUGCAGCGAUUCGAUCGUUCUACCAGGCAGAAAACACUUUGAAGAAUCCAGAUACAGGUGAAAGCAGAGAGUGGAGCACAGCUGGGUCAUAAAUAUACACAGAGCAUCUGCCACCUGGAGGUCACUGUAUGUAGAGCGUGUGUUCACAGCAGAAAAUGAAUCAAAGUUUAUAGUUUCAACCUCACAGCUCUUUGACGUACCGUCACGUACGAAGGUGAACAUCAGACAGGAUCGAGGCAGCGUUGGAUACAUGUCGUUCUACUGGUUCUUCUGCAGCAAUAACACCAACAUUUAUCACGGUGCUCCGCUGCGCCAUCACCACACCGCUCAGAUGAACACGUCACAUUAUGAUAAAAGCCAAAGUUUGUACUUUUAACGCGACCUGUGUUUGACCUUUGACUUAUCACAUCACACCAUCACCACGAAAGGAUUGUUUUAGAGAUGCGAUCAGGAUCCACUCAGGAUUACAGGUGACACUGCCCCCCACAGGUGCAUUGGUGAUUUUCUUGUAUUUUGCAAAGACAAUCUAACACUCUGACUGUUUACUGUUUAUAUUUAAAGAAAACAAAGUUUUUUUUGUUUUUUUUAAUGAAGCCAGACUAAUGAACCCAUCCAGCCUGCAGGGAUUUAGGCCUCAGGACUUUUGAGGGUCUCAGCCAGUUGAUCCAUAUGGUGUUGGCCCAGUAUUCAGGUCAAUACACCCCACUUAUUAAGAGGGUCCAAUACAAAAACACACAAACACAAACACACACCCACACUGUAUAUUCAGAGAUAGUAUCUGCUGUAAAUCGGCGUCUGAAAUGCCAUACGUUUUAUGUCGAUGUUUUAUAACUUCCUGUUUACAGUUAUCUGAAUGUAACUUUUUUUUUCUGCUGUUGACGUUGUUCAUUUCUCUUCAUUUUCUUCAGGGGUCUGUGAACCUCCUGGGGUGUUUUCUGUGUCAUGUGCACUGUACAGCAGUUUGACUGACUAUUUGUAAAUUAAAACUGUUUUCAUAAAAAAAAAACAUUCAGUCCUGUCUUUUUUUUCUGUACAUUAACGCAGGUGUCUACGUUGAGCUGUUCGGCCAGUGUCAACACAGUGAAUCGAAGAAUGCUGCCUCCGGUGGACACUUACUUCACCUGUAAACUUUAACAUGAUUCCACUUUUGGAAAAUUUAGUUGAGUUAGUACU
Messenger RNA from Cynoglossus semilaevis (tongue sole), 3416 nucleotides. It is a transcript of the gene inka2, whose product is annotated as inka box actin regulator 2. Gene Ontology annotation, molecular function: protein kinase binding; protein serine/threonine kinase inhibitor activity. The transcript is spliced from 2 exons. Lineage: Eukaryota; Metazoa; Chordata; Actinopteri; Pleuronectiformes; Cynoglossidae. The record is from RefSeq and is a predicted model, not a curated record. Gene Ontology annotation, cellular component: nucleus. Bases 316 to 1587 code for a protein of 423 amino acids.